Molecule: messenger RNA, 2643 nt
Organism: Cyclospora cayetanensis
Lineage: Eukaryota; Apicomplexa; Conoidasida; Eucoccidiorida; Eimeriidae
Exons: 9
Coding region: 1-2643 (880 amino acids)
Source: RefSeq, a predicted model, not a curated record
AUGUCCGUUAAGGGCUCCGCGGAGGCCCGGGUCUCCGCGGAGCUCUCAACCCCCACAAAGGAGGUCGAUGCCUUGCAGCUUGAGGUGACCCGGCUACGAGAGGAGAAGCGCUUGGCCGGGGAGAUAUUCGCAGAGACUAUAUGCAGCUAUGAAGACGAGGUCAGGCAGUUGAAAGAAGCGCUGGCUACAACUCAGCAGCAGCUCAGGGCCGUAGUAGAAGCGGCGCCCCUUGCAGUUGAACGAAGACGGCAAAGAAGUCACUCACAGCCAAGGGAACAGCAUGAGAGGGUAGCAGGAACAGAAGGAAUAGAAGAUGCAACAGCUGCAUCAAGUGGCAACUCUGUGCAGGGCGACAACUCGUCUCCAAGAGACCGCUCCCUGGCUUCUAGUCACUCCAUGAGUGAUAGACAGACGAAGCACAAUCAGACCGCUGAUACAGCAGACCAUGAGACGGCGCCUGUCUGCAGUAGAUCCUUUAGCAGAAAAUGGAUCCGCACCCGUAUUGGUUCUCCGCCAGAAGUAUCCGAGGCCAGUGCGGUUUCCAGGGGGGGAGCUGGCUUUUUCUAUAGGAAACAGACUUCAGAGGCCCUGGAUGGGAGAUCCUUGGAGCGGGAACAGUCACGAGGAAUCUCAAGUCUUCCCCGGAUAUCGAGUCAUCGGUCCUGGAAGACACUCCUCUUUAGCAAGGAGCGCUUCACUAGCGGUAAGAUGGUGCUGACCUCGGACCCUGCUCAAACCCAAGGCAUUUACUCGUGGCGCUAUGGGAGGGCGCGUCGUUUGGGGGGCCCAGAGGGAGGCCUCCAGGGGGCCCCCUCGUCUGCUGUUUGGGUUGACAGUAUCCUGCCGGACUGGGAAACCCAGAGGGAGACGGCAGCCUUUGAGGUUAUUUUACAGCUUGGAGUGCCACAUGAUGUUCGUGGAGAGGUGUGGAAAAGGGCAAUCGGCGACCAGAUGCGUCUGACCCCUAAGUUUUACGAGUUACUGGUGGCUCGUAUGGACACAGCUAGGAGGCACUUACUAAGAACCAACAGCAAGUAUAGAGAGAGAAUUGAGUACAUAGGGGGUUCCACGAUGCCCGCUAGCACGCAUGCUCAAGAGGCAGAAUCAGGGGCUCAUCAGCAACCCACAGAGGCUAGGACAGUGCAAAAUAGCAAAGUGUGCAGCCUGUGCGGAUCCCGUACAGAUGGACCGUCUGAAACUAAUUUACCCAGCAGCGGUACUGAAGGCAGUAGGAGCAGUGACAAGGCCGAAAGCAGCGAUUGUAUUGGGAGAGACUGUUUCAUGUGGGAAGGAGAGGUUUUCACCUCUUUCCUCGCCAUUUCCGCUGACCUGCACCGCACCCUUCCCCGUCUAGGGCUAUUCAGCUCACGGCCCACUACGGGCUGGAGCAAGCCAAAUGCAGAAGCAGCGCCAAAUCCUGCUCCUGAUUUAUCUGAUUCUUUGUCGACCCCAAUGGGUUCGACACUCCGAGCUCAUUCACUUGAGUUCGCAGUACCAUCAGAUGCAGCACGUCCGACACCUGAGGAAGCACGGGCAGAUGAUAAGGACAGCAGCAACAACUCCAGCUGCAAUAGCUGGGGCGAGAAUGCGGAUGCUGUAGACUUGUGUGCUUCAGAAGGCCGUUCCUCUGCUACAGAGGAUGUCCGAAGUUCAUCGUUCCCGUGUUGUGAAGGCGGCCAAGGGACCCAAAGACCCCUCCAGGGCCUCAGUCCUGAGCGCAGGGCUGCUGCAGCUCCUCCUGACUCUCAAGCGGUGGCUCCGGUGCCAUUUGGAAUGGCCGGGGGAGAGAAGAUGGAAACAUUCUUGCAGACAGUAUUAGAGGCCUAUGUGAUGCUUAGGCCUGAUUUAGGUUAUGUUCAAGGGAUGGCUUUCAUCGCCGCGACUCUUUUGUUGUACAUGGAUGAAUAUUCUGCCUUUGUCUGCUUUGCAAAUCUGAUGUUGCGCCGCUCACUACAUGCAUUUUACACCUUCGACAUGCCAGUUGUGGAGAUUUACUUCCGGACUUUUGAUGCCUUGCUGGAGGAGAGGCAUCCCCAGUUGCUGACCCACUUUGAACAGAUUGGAAUUGAAACAGAUGUCUUCUUAGUCGACUGGAUGUACACCCUUUUCACACGAUGCCUGCCAUUUGAGCUGCUUGGAAGGGUUUGGGAUCUGUUCGUGACGAAAGGAGAUGUUGUGCUCUUCCAGACAUCCUUAGCAAUCGUUUCGUACUUUCAUCAAGAACUGCAAGAGGGUUCAUUAGAUGAAUGCAUGGCCAUUCUGUCACCAUCAACUACAACGAGAUUCCAGGCAAUUCAGACGGACAAGUUCAUAGAGUUGCUAUUUGCCAUCAGAAUUCUCCCGCAGAGGUUGGAGGCCCUGAUGUGCCAGGUGCAGAAAACCCUAAAUGAGCGCAGGAAGAAAGUGCAGUGUAUAGUGGGGGCUCCCACACGUUUACUUCUGCGGCACCUGACUAGCGAGGCCCCACCCUCCCGCACUGCCAAGGGAACAGUCUCUGCAGCAGCGGCCGGAGAUGACGCAGUGAAGGUAUUACCCCCAGAAGAAACGGAGCGACAGUCGCAAAGAGGAGACACGGAUGUUGCCUCUGCUCGAUUCCAUAGACGGUCCUUCACCUGGACAGUACAGGGGGCUUCUUGCGAGUAG